ACGGAGGUAAACAUUAACCAGACCAGUGUGUUUACGUGUCAAGAGAAGUUUUUACUUGCAGAUCAACAUGGCGACGUCUACUUCAGUGUGGUCUAAAGGACAGAUGUUGUACAGGUAUUCUGUGAAUCUGCACCAGGCAACCAGGAGGUUUUCAGAGAACGGUGACAAAGGCUGGUUUCGUUCCCUAUUUGUGCACACAGUCGAUGCCAGGAAAGAUGCCCACUCCAACCUGCUGUCAAAGAAAGAGACCAGCAACCUGUAUAAAAUUCAAUUUCACAACGUCAAACCAGAGUGCCUGGAUGCUUACAACAGUCUAGAGGCAGAGGUGCAACACAGGCUCCAUCAGGACCAGGACUUCCCAUGUGAGGUGGUCGGGAGCUGGAACACCUGGUACGGAGAACAGGAUCAAGCUGUGCAUCUAUGGCGAUACAAAGGAGGAUACCCAGCCUUGACUGAAUGUUUGAAGAAGCUGAACAAUAACAAGGAGUAUUUAGAGUUUCGCAAAGAGAGAGCGAAAAUGUUGAUUUCAAGGCGGAACCAGCUUCUUCUGGAGUUUAGUUUUUGGAAUGAGCCCCUGCCCAGACAAGGACCAAACCUUUAUGAAAUGCGCACCUAUUACCUCAAGCCAGGAACCAUGAUUGAAUGGGGCAACCACUGGGCGAGGGCAAUCACAUACAGACAGGAGAACAGCGAGGCAGUGGGCGGGUUCUUCUCACAGAUCGGUGACCUGUAUGUCGUUCAUCACUUGUGGGCUUAUGAAAGCCUCCAGUCCCGGGAGGAGACGAGAAACUCUGCCUGGCUGAAGGAGGGAUGGGAUGUAAAUGUGUAUUAUACAGUGCCUUUGAUCAGAAGCAUGGAGUCUAGGAUAAUGAUCCCCACUAAGAGUUCACCAUUACAAUGAGAAGAUGAGUGACACCACACAACCAAAUGACCAAAAACUAGUUCAUCUACUGCCAGAGCAACAUGGAAUGAAUCUUGGUCUUACUGAUUGUAUUUCUUGUUGUCUGCUGGAUUAUCUGUGUAACUACCACGUAUGUGAACAACUACAUUUUCUGAUUUUAUAUUUUCACAACAUUGUCAGAAGUUUAGGUCAAAUAUGUGGAAAAAGGAAUGACAAACUAAACCGAUUAAAUACACUUUUUGACUGUUUAUGGAAAAUGCGAGUGCAAUGUAGGUUCUGAUUGUGUAGAGCUUUUUAGCAUGAAUUGUGAACGGAUCCUGCAUUUGUUUUUCACAAUGAAAGAAUAGUCUCUAGUAUUUUAUGCUUGCAUUUCUAUGAUUGUAUAUGAAUCGCAUUGAAUGAGAUCACACACAGCUUCAUAACUGUGACUGUGAAAUGCAUGGUUGAUCAAAUAAAACUUGUCAGACUACCUUAA
This is a messenger RNA of Seriola aureovittata, 1376 nucleotides long. It is a transcript of the gene nipsnap1, whose product is annotated as nipsnap homolog 1 (C. elegans). The transcript is spliced from 10 exons. Gene Ontology annotation, cellular component: mitochondrion. The record is from RefSeq and is a predicted model, not a curated record. NCBI's taxonomy places the organism in Eukaryota, Metazoa, Chordata, Actinopteri, Carangiformes, Carangidae. The coding region runs from base 68 to 901 and encodes 277 amino acids.